This is a messenger RNA of Protopolystoma xenopodis, 555 nucleotides long. The record is from the annotation of a GenBank genome assembly. Lineage: Eukaryota; Metazoa; Platyhelminthes; Monogenea; Polystomatidea; Polystomatidae.
AUGGACUCUCUUUCGGCCCAGUUUAAGAGUCUUGUGGACAAAUGUGAAGCAGGCAGAAAUGAGAUCGACUCGACUCAACGGGCCAGUGAACGUCUGCUCAGCUUGCUUUCAGCGUCGCUAGGGCAGAGCGAGGCCUUGAUAGAUGAGUCUCCUGAUCCGGCCAAUGCUGCCAGUGGUGUGGUUGCUACUGGCGCUGCUCUGGUGACUGAGGCAUGUGACAAACUGCGUCAUUCAGCACGGAGUCUGCGUCUCCGCAUGGAGAACUACGUAGAUCGGCUAAACGAGGCGCUUCGCUUGACCGAGAACGAAUUGUCCCGCUGGUCCUCGUACUCUGACUGUCGAACACGCCUACUUGGCUGGCUCGACAAGGCUGAGCACGACUGGUUCGACGGUUACGAAGAGGCGCGGGACGAAGACCAAGCCGAAAUGGUGGCGACUGCAAGCGAGAAGCGAGCCCUCGCUGCCCAAUACAAGGUUGGCCCGGUUUCCUGCAUCAAAAACACCUUAAAUAGUUGUGGUCAUCCUAUUUCAGUUAAAGUGAUGAGAGAGUGGUAG